Cuculus canorus (common cuckoo) is the source of this 779-nucleotide messenger RNA. RefSeq names its product circumsporozoite protein-like. The record is from RefSeq and is a predicted model, not a curated record. The coding region runs from base 6 to 377 and encodes 123 amino acids. Lineage: Eukaryota; Metazoa; Chordata; Aves; Cuculiformes; Cuculidae. The transcript has 2 exons.
CAUUGAUGGUGUCCGUGGCGGACUUCCGGUCCCGCGGCGGGUGGUCAUGGUGUCGCGGGCGGAAUUCCUGUCGCGCAGUGUGCGCGUGUGGCAGCAAGUCCUCUGGCCGUCCCGAGGCGCGGCUCCAUGGCGACUCCUCCGGCCGUCCCGAGGCGCGGCUCCACGGCGACUCCUCCGGCCGUCCCGAGGCGCGGCUCCACGGCGACUCCUCCGGCCGUCCCGAGGCGCGGCUCCACGGCGACUCCUCCGGCCGUCCCGAGGCGCGGCUCCACGGCGACUCCUCCGGCCGUCCCGAGGCACAACUGCAAAGGAGUGAAAAAACCCCAAACCCCCUAGAUGUACCUACUUUUCCUGUCCCAGCAUUCUCAACACAGUAACUACAGCCUGUUCCACACCUCUCACCCCAGCAGUACACAUGAUCAAGCUUCCAUCAUUGAGGCAACAUCUUAGCCAGAACUAGUCUCUCAAGCCAGAAAGAGAGAAAGCUAUACAGACCUCACUGGGCCCUCAAAAGUCAGAUCUGCUUUUUAAAAAAAAUAUUAUUUCAUAUAAUUAUACUAUCAACUACAACCCCCUCUCAAAGACAUCAAAUUUAUAUUUAACUUAUUAUAAUCUAGUUCUCCUCAACAGUAGCCAGCAGGACAGACUCGCCUAACCCUUCAACUGCAACAUACCACACAAACUCCAUAUCACCAUGCACAAAACAUACCUGCCCACCAUAAACUAUUACCACAUUCCAGGGGAGCACCCUGGGAACAGUGUUCCCAGGUGCUUCAAAA